UGCCGGCCCCCACAGUCUAUUGGACUGAUCUCAAAGUUUUGAUCUUUGACAAAACUAUCUGUUUCUUUUUCUUUAUUUUUUUCUAUCUUCUCCUUUUCUUUCCGGUAAUAGUACUAAUCAGUAAGGCUACGAGGGAGUGAGAUUUUUCUUUGUUGAUACUAGAACUGGUAUGGCGGCGUUAACUUUGCAAUGGUGUAAUUCUUUUUAUAUAUUUUUAACUACUCGACCUUGAAUGCUUUUGAACAAGAAAUUCCAAGUGUCUGCAAAAGCUGGCGCGCGCAUGAGCUCAACUUGCUGAUGAAAUGACCCACAAAUACGACAAAAAUGAAAAAAACCAACACACCCAUCGCCGCCGCCACUCCCACCACCACCACCACCACCACCACGACCACUACCAACAACAGUCAUAACCCUAUCAUCAACAAGGACACGCCCAACCAAAAAGACCCCUAAUUUAGAACUGCCCCUACUUUUCUUUCAGAGAAAGGAAGACCAGGCCGGAGGAUAGGAUGAAUGAAAAGGCUGGACGUAGUUAAAAAACGAUGUUGAUGCAAGGAGGAAUAGGGGGUUCAUUUAGUUCAAGGUGCCAAGAUUGUGGGAACCAAGCCAAGAAGGAGUGUGUAUACUUGAGGUGCAGGACUUGCUGUCGAAACAAAGGGUUUCAGUGCCAAACACACGUUAAGAGCACCUGGAUCCCUUUGUAUAGAAGGCGCCAGAAGCAGCAACAGCUUGCAGCAGCUGUUCUUCCACAACACCUUCGAGUUCGAGGACAUAACCCUAAAAGGCAAAGUCAAAUCACAUCUUACGGGUCCGAAGAGGCAAAUUUCCCAUCUGAAGUGCACCUCCGGGCGGCAUUCUUUUGCAUCCGGUUGGGCUCAGUGAACGAUGCAGCUGAAGAUCAGUACGCAUACCAGACAGCCGUGAGCAUUGGAGGGCAUUUAUUUAAGGGUAUUCUCUACGAUCAAGGCCCUCAUGAAAGCAAUCGCACUGCCGGCGAGGGCUCCUCUCUUGCACCUCAACCGCCUAAGCUUCUCAAUGCUGCUGAUCUAGCCAAUGUCACCACCAAUUCAGCUUACACUGAGACAUUACAUCCUCCUUUAUUUCCCUUUCCCUUUACUGCUUUCAUGCCGGCACCAACAUCGGGAAGGGGAACCUGAUAAUCCAUCGGAUCCAAGCCGGAGCUAGGAUCGAUAUUGCAUCAGCACAGCUUAAUUCCAACUGCGCUUGAACUUUGAAACCACAUGAUCAUCAUCAUCUUAAAUCAAUUCCAUUACCAUACAUGUACAUGAGCUGUCAACAUUACAGAAUUACAUUAAUCUUUACUACUUUUUGUAGUUCUUGUGGUUUUAAGGAGUAAAUAUUCAUGCAUGCAUGCUUCUCGAUCGUUUCGUAAAGAAAAUCAUCAUGUAACUUAAGCAAUAUUAUUUCAUAUUGUGCCGUAAAGAUCAUGAGGAGCUAGCUGUGUAUUUGUAUAUUAAUCUGAUCUGUCGUACUGUCCUAAUUGAAUAUUUCUGAUCUUUCAGAUGAUCAUCCAAUUAAUGCUCAUCAUGUCGCGCAUGAAUGAUUGAUAUAU
Carya illinoinensis is the source of this 1573-nucleotide messenger RNA. RefSeq names its product protein SHI RELATED SEQUENCE 1-like. Gene Ontology annotation, biological process: positive regulation of DNA-templated transcription. Gene Ontology annotation, cellular component: nucleus. Gene Ontology annotation, molecular function: DNA-binding transcription factor activity; DNA binding. The coding region runs from base 543 to 1157 and encodes 204 amino acids. The transcript is spliced from 3 exons. The record is from RefSeq and is a predicted model, not a curated record. Lineage: Eukaryota; Viridiplantae; Streptophyta; Magnoliopsida; Fagales; Juglandaceae.